GCCAGGUGAUCGCCAUGAUCAAAGGCCUCCAGGUCCUCAUGGGCAGGAUGGAGAGCGUCUUCAACCAGGCCAUCAGGAACACCAUCUACGCGGCCCUGCAGGACUUCGCCCAGGUGACGCUGCGUGAGCCCCUGAGGCAGGCCGUGCGGAAGAAGAAGAACGUCCUUAUCAGUGUCCUGCAGGCAAUUCGAAAAACCAUCUGUGACUGGGAGGGGGGCCGAGAGCCCCCCAAUGACCCGUGCUUGAGAGGGGAGAAGGAUCCCAAGGGGGGAUUUGACAUCAAGGUGCCCCGGCGUGCUGUGGGGCCCUCCAGCACACAGGCCUGCCAGUGGUCCCCGCGGGCUUUGUUUCACCCCACUGGUGGUACACAGGGCCGAAGAGGCUGCCGAUCCCUGCUGUACAUGGUGCGGACCAUGCUGGAAUCACUCAUCGCAGACAAAAGCGGCUCUAAGAAGACACUGAGAAGCAGCCUCGAUGGACCCAUCGUCCUUGCCAUAGAGGACUUCCACAAACAGUCCUUCUUCUUCACUCACCUGCUCAAUAUCAGUGAAGCCCUGCAGCAGUGUUGUGACCUCUCUCAGCUCUGGUUCCGAGAAUUCUUCCUGGAGUUAACCAUGGGCCGGCGAAUCCAGUUCCCAAUUGAGAUGUCCAUGCCCUGGAUUCUAACAGACCAUAUCCUGGAAACCAAAGAACCUUCCAUGAUGGAGUACGUCCUCUACCCCUUGGACCUGUACAAUGACAGCGCCUACUAUGCUCUGACCAAGUUUAAAAAGCAGUUCCUGUACGAUGAGAUUGAAGCCGAGGUGAACCUGUGCUUUGAUCAGUUUGUCUACAAGCUGGCGGACCAGAUCUUUGCCUACUACAAAGCCAUGGCUGGCAGUGUCCUGUUGGAUAAACGUUUUAGGGCCGAAUGUAAGAAUUAUGGAGUCAUCAUUCCGUAUCCACCGUCCAACCGCUACGAAACACUGCUGAAACAGAGACACGUGCAGGUACGACAUAUUCCCUCUUACUUUGCCACAACCUCUGUCUUCCAGCCUCUCAACAUUGCCUAUAGCCACAUCUACAGCUCCUACAGGAACUUCGUGGGGCCCCCCCACUUCAAGACCAUCUGCAGACUCCUGGGUUACCAGGGCAUCGCGGUGGUGAUGGAGGAACUACUGAAGAUCGUCAAGAGCUUGCUCCAAGGAACCAUUCUCCAGUACGUGAAAACACUGAUCGAGGUGAUGCCCAAGAUAUGCCGCUUGCCCCGGCACGAGUAUGGCUCCCCAGGGAUCCUGGAGUUCUUCCACCACCAGCUGAAGGACAUUAUCGAGUACGCAGAGCUCAAGACAGACGUGUUCCAGAGCCUGAGGGAGGUGGGCAAUGCCAUCCUCUUCUGCCUGCUCAUAGAGCAAGCUCUGGUGAGUCCUGAGCCCAAAGGCACUGGGGACCCUGACCGCAGCCAGAUACUUGAGGCCCCGCUACCGCGCCCUGCCCGGGAAGCCCUGCGGCAUCGACUCGUGCUCUUCCCGUGCACACGCCUUAUAUCUCCGUUCUGCCUUCACACAGCUCCAACCAUUUGA
Molecule: messenger RNA, 1562 nt
Organism: Leptonychotes weddellii (Weddell seal)
Lineage: Eukaryota; Metazoa; Chordata; Mammalia; Carnivora; Phocidae
Source: RefSeq, a predicted model, not a curated record